Molecule: messenger RNA, 1485 nt
Organism: Fomitiporia mediterranea MF3/22
Lineage: Eukaryota; Fungi; Basidiomycota; Agaricomycetes; Hymenochaetales; Hymenochaetaceae
Exons: 4
Coding region: 1-1485 (494 amino acids)
Molecular function (GO): nucleic acid binding
Source: RefSeq, a predicted model, not a curated record
AUGGGUUGGAAGGAAGCUUCUGUACUUGCUGCUUCUGUAACAUUGAACUGUGGUGAAUACUUGGCUAGAAAACUUCGGUAUUGGGCCUGGCUACACUUUAAUGAUGACACUUUCUAUCCUAUCAACUUGUAUGGGAGAUGGAAGAGGUCCAUUAUUAGUGAUGAAGAUCUUGCAUCAGAAAUUCAUACUCAUUUACAAGGUCUUGGGAAGGUGUACUUAUCUGCUCAGGACGUCCAAGACUAUCUAAACCAACCAUCCCUACUGGCUAAGCUAGGCCGUUCUAAACCUAUUACCUUACAAACUGUAAGGAAAUGGAUGCAUGUUAUAGGGUACCACUAUGGCAAAGCUCCAAAUGGAAUGUAUGUGGAUGGGCACAAGUGUGAGGAUGUUGUUCAUUACAGGCAGAAUGUUUUCCUCCCACUCUGGGCUGAUUAUGAGAAGGAGAUGGAGGCUGGCUCUCUUAUUCUUGUCACCCAUGAUGAAUCAACCUUUUAUGCAAAUGAUCAGAGGAAAAUAAUGUGGGUCCAUGAUAGUACUUCUGCCAAACUGAGAGCAAAGGGUGAAGGCUUCUCUAUUAUGGUCUCAGACUUCUGUAGUCAGUUUGGAUGGCUAAAGUCAUCAGAUAGAUCACAGGAGGCACGAAUUUACUUUAGAGCUGGCAAGAACUGGGAUGGGUAUUUCACCCAUGAUGAUCUUUAUCAGCAGCUCUUACAGGCUAUCAAGUGCUUUGAGAGCUGUUUCCCUAGCAAAACAGCUCUCUUUGCAUUUGACAAUGCUACUUCUCAUCAAAAAAGAGCAAGUAAUGCAUUAUCUACACGUCAAAUGCCUAAAAAUCCAGGGUGGAAAGCUAGAGACACAUCUGGUGCCCCUCCCAUACGUUCUGGAGUCCUCCCUGAUGACACAUCUGGUGCCCCUCCCAUACGUUCUGGAGUCCUCCCUGAUGGUUCAUUACAAUCAUUUUAUUUCCCUGAUAACCACCCUCAUCAUUCUGGCCAAUUUAAAGGGAUGGCCCAAAUCCUUCAAGAACGAGGAAUUAAUGUUGAUGGAAAACACACACAAUGCAAAGGUUUCAAGUGUGCUGACAAAUCAGCACAAUCAGUAUGCUGCUGUCGACGAAUUCUGUUUAACCAGCCAGAUUUUCAAGCUCAAAAGUCUGCAAUUGAAGAAUUGGUAGAAGGCUAUGGACACAAGGCAGUUUUUUAUCCUAAAUUCCAUUGUGAAUUGAACUUCAUUGAACAGUGCUGGGGUUAUGCUAAAUUCAACUACCGGAUGAUGCCUGCCCCUACUACUGAAGCUCAAAUGGAAAAGCAUGUUCAAACAUGCCUUGAUUCUAUUCCUCUUGAUUUCUUUCAAAAGUAUUGUAACCGGUCUGCUCGGUUCAUGGAUGCAUAUAGAAAGGGGUUGACAGGAGCACAGGCUCAAUGGGCAAAUAAGAAAUACCAUGGCCAUAGAAUCCUUCCAGCUAGUAUUCUGGCUGAGCUGUAA